AUGGCGCCUCUCAAUGACGAUGCUGGCGAAACGUUUGACAAUGUACCAAGUCAAUGCUCUGAACCUGGAAAUCACGAAUACUCUGGCAGAGGACACAGGACUAGGUACAGCGAAGAAAAUUCUAAUUCGGGCGGAAUCAUUGAUUCUUAUUAUUCCUCAAUAGCCUCUCACCAAGCGCCUCUGCUGAAUGACGCUUCAUUGAAUGACCAUUCUUCUCAUCAUUUGGCGGACGGUAAUAGCAGCAACUGUGGCAGCAAUAGCGAGGCAGCCAGUAUCGAGGAAACAGGUCCACGCAACGCUGUACGCCGAGUGUUGUGCGAUCUCUUUUCUUCGCCGGAGACCUCUGAUCUCGUAUACCGCAAUGAUGUUGACGUCAUUGUGGAUGUGAUCAAUCGAUACAUUUGUGAUCUUCCAUCAGACUCCUUGGUGAGUAGAAUUAAAUGA
Protopolystoma xenopodis is the source of this 444-nucleotide messenger RNA. Lineage: Eukaryota; Metazoa; Platyhelminthes; Monogenea; Polystomatidea; Polystomatidae. The record is from the annotation of a GenBank genome assembly.